Messenger RNA from Fonticula alba, 1761 nucleotides. RefSeq lists its product as hypothetical. The record is from RefSeq and is a predicted model, not a curated record. The transcript is spliced from 2 exons. Lineage: Eukaryota; Rotosphaerida; Fonticulaceae. Bases 1 to 1761 code for a protein of 586 amino acids.
AUGCGCUCUCCGGGUGGAUGUAACCGGCGACCGUGCGGCCCCCUCCGUGAGGUGGGUCUCCUGGCCUCGCGAACCGGCAUCGCCACUGGCCCCCACCCGGCCGGGGCGCUCGGCAAUGGGUUUUGCCGGGCCGCCGCGCAGCCGGUGCCCGGCUGCCAGCGCCUGGCCCACCCCCACAUCAAUGAGGACUGCGCGGUGUGCGAGCCGGGCUACUGCCUGGACAGCAAUCACAAGUGCCUGCCGGUCGAGGCCCAGCCGGCCGGCGACCUGUGCGGCGACCGGUGCUUCGGCCAGGCCCUGCGGCCGGACGGCUUCGACUGCGCCGCCUGGCCCAUGGCCACCAUGGCCCCGUCGGACGAUGAGCCGGCCGGCCGGCCGGAGCACCGGCACCUGCUCCGGUGCAGCGCCCCGGGCGUGUGCUUCCAGUGCCACGACACGUGCGACGAGUGCGCCGGGCCCGGGCCGAAGGACUGCACCGCCUGCCCGGCCGGGCACUUCCUCCUGGCCCACGGCGCCAAGGACUUCCCCCAGGCCCGGGUCCAUGUGGGGACCUGCAUCCGGGGGCACAAUGCCCAGGGCGACCCGGCCGCCCCGGCCGGCUGCCCGGCCACCACGGUCAACACCGGGCAGGACGUGUGCGUGGCCUGCCGGCAGGACUGCCUCACAUGUGACCCGGCCAAUCCGGGGCACUGCCUGUCCUGCAUGCGGGGGUUCUUCGCCUGGCCGGAUGGUACCUGCUCGGCCACCUGCCCGGAGGGCAUGGUCAAGGACUCGCUGGCCGGCCGGUGCGUCCACUGCACGGUGGACCACUGCACCCGCUGCGUGACGGAUAACCCGGGGGUGUGCAUCGCCUGCCACGCCGACCGGCCGAUCCUCUUCCACAACCAGUGUGUGGACAGCUGCCCGCCGGGGUACCGGCGGUCCGGCACCGCCUGCCUCCCCUGCAAGGCCAAUUGCCUCGAGUGCGAUGGAGGCCCGGACAGCUGCUCCACCUGUCGCAGCGGGUUCUUCCUGCGCAAUGACACCUGCCACAGUGAAUGCGGCUGCACGCACUUCUGGGACGAGGACACCCCCGGGGCCGAGCCCGGGUGCCGGAUUUGCAGCGCCGCCUGCCACACGUGCGCCAUCCGGGCCACCAACUGCGUGACCUGCCUGCCGGGCAUGAUGCUGGUCCUGCCGCGCCAUGCGCACGAGGACCACCAGUGCGCGGCCACCUGCCCGGCCGGCUGGUACAAGUCCGGCUCCCUGUGCAAGCCCUGCACCGAUCCCAAGUGCGUGGGCUGCUACGGGGGCGGCAACACCUGCCACACAUGCGCCCAUGCCCAUGCGGCCUUCGAGCGGCGCGAGUGCUUCAACCCCUGCCCGGAGGGCUACUACAAGUACGACAAGGCGUGCCUCAAGUGCGGCGGCGGCUGCGGGACCUGCUACAAUGGCCUCGGCAUCGGGUGCAUCACCUGCCGCGUGGACCCGAACACCCGCAUCCCGUUGGUCAAGCGCAUGCAGCCCGGCACCUUCGACCACACCCUCAACGCCCAGUGCGUCAGCUUCACCACCAUCCAGGCCGGCUGGGGGCUGUACUUCCAGGACCAGAAGAACCACUACACCGUGCCGUGCCCGGAAAACUGCGCCGCCUGCUUCGUCGACCACCCGCACGACCCGGAACUUCGGACCCUCCAGUGCACCGAGUGCGCCAGUGGCUUUGUUCUGGCCGACGACCGCCAGACGUGCGUCCGGCCGGACGCCGAGGACUCCUCCGCGUGA